Molecule: messenger RNA, 1806 nt
Organism: Cinclus cinclus
Lineage: Eukaryota; Metazoa; Chordata; Aves; Passeriformes; Cinclidae
Gene: PRKCI
Product: protein kinase C iota
Exons: 18
Coding region: 1-1806 (601 amino acids)
Biological process (GO): protein phosphorylation
Molecular function (GO): protein binding; diacylglycerol-dependent serine/threonine kinase activity; ATP binding
Source: RefSeq, a predicted model, not a curated record
AUGCCGACGCAGCGGGACGGCGGCGCCGGCAGCACCAUGUCGGCUCCGGGCGGCCUCGGGGGCAGCCUCGGCGGGGACGGCGCCCACCAGGUCCGGGUGAAAGCCUACUACAAGGGGGACAUAAUGAUAACCUAUUUUGAGCCUUCCAUCUCCUUCGAGGGACUGUGCAGUGAAGUUCGAGACAUGUGCUCCUUUGACAAUGAGCAGCUUUUCACCAUGAAAUGGAUUGAUGAAGAAGGAGAUCCCUGUACAGUUUCCUCUCAGCUGGAGUUAGAAGAGGCCUUUCGGUUGUAUGAACUAAACAAGGAUUCAGAGCUUCUGAUCCAUGUAUUUCCUUGUGUCCCAGAGCGGCCUGGCAUGCCUUGUCCAGGAGAAGAUAAGUCCAUUUAUCGCCGAGGCGCCCGCCGGUGGCGAAAGCUCUAUUGUGCAAAUGGUCACACUUUCCAAGCCAAACGAUUUAACAGGAGAGCUCACUGUGCCAUCUGCACUGACCGGAUAUGGGGCCUGGGGCGCCAGGGCUACAAGUGCAUCAACUGCAAACUCCUCGUUCACAAGAAGUGUCACAAACUUGUCAAUACUGAAUGUGGCCGACACACACUACAGCCAGAACCAAUAAUGCCUAUGGAUCCAUCAUCAGUGCAUUCAGAUAGUGUAGAAACAGUGAUACCAUACAAUCCCUCGAGUCAUGAGAGCCUGGACCAUGUUGGUGAAGAAAAAGAGGCAAUGAGCAUCAGGGAAAGUGGCAAAGCUUCUUCCAGUCUGGGCCUGCAGGAUUUUGAUCUGCUCCGGGUCAUUGGAAGGGGCAGCUAUGCCAAAGUGCUGCUGGUUCGACUGAAGAAAACCGAGCGUAUUUAUGCCAUGAAGGUGGUGAAGAAAGAGCUCGUCAAUGAUGAUGAGGAUAUUGAUUGGGUUCAGACAGAGAAACAUGUAUUUGAACAGGCCUCAAAUCAUCCCUUUCUGGUCGGACUGCACUCUUGCUUCCAGACAGAAAGCAGGUUAUUCUUUGUUAUAGAAUAUGUCAAUGGAGGAGAUCUGAUGUUCCAUAUGCAGAGGCAGAGGAAGCUGCCAGAGGAACAUGCCAGGUUUUAUUCUGCUGAAAUCAGUCUAGCAUUGAACUAUUUACAUGAGCGAGGGAUAAUCUACAGGGAUUUAAAACUGGAUAAUGUGCUCCUAGAUUCUGAAGGACAUAUUAAACUCACAGAUUAUGGCAUGUGCAAGGAGGGUCUGAGGCCUGGUGACACAACCAGCACAUUCUGUGGGACUCCAAACUAUAUUGCACCUGAAAUUCUCCGGGGAGAGGAUUAUGGCUUCAGCGUGGACUGGUGGGCCCUUGGCGUGCUGAUGUUUGAGAUGAUGGCGGGCCGGUCGCCAUUCGACAUCGUCGGGAGUUCUGACAACCCUGAUCAGAACACAGAGGAUUAUCUCUUCCAAGUAAUUUUGGAAAAACAGAUCCGAAUUCCUCGAUCCCUCUCUGUGAAAGCAGCAGGUGUUCUAAAGAGUUUCCUUAACAAGGAUCCAAAGGAACGCUUGGGCUGCCAUCCUCAGACAGGGUUUGCAGAUAUCCAGGGACAUCCCUUCUUCCGCAACGUUGAUUGGGAUCUGAUGGAGCAAAAGCAAGUGGUGCCUCCGUUUAAACCAAAUAUAUCUGGAGAAUUUGGUCUGGAUAACUUUGAUUCCCAGUUCACCAAUGAACCUGUGCAGCUCACUCCAGAUGAUGACGAUAUUGUGAAGAAGAUUGACCAGUCUGAAUUUGAAGGCUUUGAAUACAUAAAUCCUCUUCUGAUGUCAGCUGAGGAAUGUGUCUGA